UAAUUUAUUAUUUUGGGUGUAGUGGUAUAUUCUGCUAACUUUGGUGCAGGCAGCGUGGGUUCAGUUCCAACUCAAAUGACGGUGUCGAUAUGUGCCCUGCGACUGACUGGCGACCAGUACAGGGUGUAGUCCGCGUUUCGCCCGAAGUAGGCCGGGAUAGGCUCCGGCACUCCCGGGAACAUUCUGAAGAUAAGUGGCUCGGAAAACGGAUGGAUUGUGAUAUUUUAUUUUCAUCACUAUAAAAUUAACACUAGAUACGCUAACGUGCUAUGUGGCGGCCAUGUUUGAAAGGUCGAUAAUACACGAACCCUGAAAUUAAAUCGUAAAUUGCUCAUUUUUCUUAACCGAUUGUCAUGAGGUGUACUGUUUCGUCAACGGCAAAGCGUAUUAUAUCAAUACAUGGCAUUUCUACCAAUACAUAUUUCUGGUGUUGCCCAAUGGUAUCGCCCGUAAAAAAAAAAAACUACACUUCUGCGCUGUUGCGGACGUCGUCCAAUAAGAAAAUAAAUUUUUGGUGUGAGGCGGAGCUUCACAAGUUUUAUCCAGAAACAACAAAGUGAAGAAUUGGCAAGAAACUGGCACCACAACGGUUUGACCAGAAGCAAUGCCCUGUGGUGCUUUGCUACCACGCAGCCAGGUGUCAGCGUUGUGUGAUCACGUGCUGCCCUCCUCACCUCCUGAUUGGCUGCCAGUUUUUCGGCAAAACCCACGGAAUGUUGGACAGGAGUGUCACACCGAGGAAAGUUCAAAGACUCAACCUCAGGUAUUUCUCACCCUGUUGAGAAGAAGACGUAUUGGACGAGAGAUGCCAGGAUGGGCCCGCCAGCCUCUUGGGAACCUGAGGGCUCCUGGAGAGAGCCAGAGAUACCCCGCAUCCAGGAGGGCGACCGUCCCCGGGAAAUCAUGCAGAAUUUGCUCUUGCAGGACCAUGGGAGCCUCCAAUGACAAGGUUUCUUCUCCCUGGACGCUGCUCGUCCUGCUGCUUUGUGUCGUCUGCGCUCUCUGCCAGGAAGAAUAUUCCGGAUACCACUCGGGUGAGGAUCAAACCUUCGAGGGCUCCAUCCUGGACCGCUAUGACCACUUGAGGCCCCACCAGCCAGAAUCUUCUCAUGGCUACGAUGAGGACCAGAAUCCCGAGGAGGACGACUACGACCCCUACGAGGCCGCCCCCACACAGGUUACCAUGAUCACAGAGGACGCAUUCCCCUACAUCACCACCACCGAGUCGCACUACGCUAAGGAGGACAAACUGGGUCGGAGGAAGGUCCCGUUCAACCAAGGUCCUGACAGCGGGUCCUCAGAGGAGUCUGGUGGCAACGCAGCCCUGGGCGAGGAGGGUCCCACCGAGUGCGACUGUGAACCCGGAGAGCCGGGAUUCGCCGGCUUUGCUGGACCCAAGGGUUUGAGAGGCCUGCAGGGUAAAACCGGAGCACCGGGACAUCAAGGCAGAGAGGGUUAUAAAGGAACAAAAGGAGUAGCGGGACGCAGAGGAGACGCCGGCCCAGUGGGUGAUCCCGGACCCGAAGGUGAAGACGGAGGUUCAGGUUUCUUCGGUGCCAUGGGAGAACCAGGACAUAUCGGAGACCGGGGUGUGGUUGGAGAGCCGGGUCUGAAGGGUGAAGCAGGCAUGGGGGGACCGCGAGGAGGGGUCGGAAGGCCUGGUAACACUGGUUCUCGCGGUGAUCCUGGCACCACUGGAUUAGGAGGAGGUAAAGGUCCGAAGGGGUCUGUGGGCGAAGAGGGCAAAAUGGGAGUUCAAGGACCAGAUGGAUACAAGGGUCAAACUGGAGCGCCCGGAUUCCCAGGAGACAUCGGCGACAGGGGCUACAAUGGUUAUCCUGGCCAGACCGGAGGCCAUGGCCCGGUUGGACCAAAGGGCACCAAAGGUCUCAGCGGCAUUCCAGGCAGUGAUGGCGACCCCGGAGAAGAUGGUCCCAUAGGUGUCCCAGGAUUGAUGGGAGAUCCAGGCUCCUUCGGUGCUAAGGGCAGCAAAGGCGACCGUGGCGCGAGAGGACCUCGAGGCCGAGUGGGCUCCGUGGGUCUUAGCGGAGAGCAAGGAGACGCUGGGAUCCCAGGAAAGCCAGGACCAAAUGGCCUACCGGGACCCAUUGGGCCCAAAGGUGAGACCGGACCCGACGGCGACACGGGUGCAAAGGGGAGGACAGGUGUAAAGGGUCAAAAAGGACAGAAGGGUGCGAUUGGCGACCGUGGAGACAAAGGACAGCGUGGUCCAAAAGGUGGAUUGGGUCAACCAGGCAAUUCCGGCCCCGAGGGUGCUCCCGGUGUGCCGGGGACCCGAGGAGGUCGCGGUCUCCUCGGAGACCCUGGCGUCAGAGGCCAAGCUGGACCGAGAGGCUUGCAGGGGCCCAUCGGUCCCGGCCUGUCGGACGAGCAGGUGCUGCAGCUGUGCCGCGGCGUGGUCACGGCUCAGAUCUCGCAGUACGCAGCCUCCAUCCGGUCCAAGUGCUCGCAGGGCUGCCCCAUCAACAACCGGAUGCUCAUCGGACCGCCUGGAGCCAAAGGACCCGCUGGACCAGCCGGCAAAACCGGAAAAGCAGGCAAAGCUGGAGCCAAGGGAGCCCGCGGAGUUCAAGGAGACCGAGGCCUGGAGGGAGAGAAAGGAGCGCAGGGUGAACAAGGCAAAAAGGGUCCUAAAGGAGUUGCAGGCGAUCCAGGGAAAGGCUUCCCGGGACUUGAUGGACCCCAAGGGGUUCCAGGUUUUCCAGGCGAGCCCGGCGUAGCCAGAAACGGCAUGGAGGGUCCACGCGGCCCCCGCGGGUUCCCGGGUCCCCUGGGAAUCAACGGAAUGGUGGGAAUAUCCGGUAUUCCGGGUUUCUGCGAGGCUCGGGACUGCAGCAUCCACGCGCCGGUGAUGCGCAAAGAGCAGGGUCUUGUUAAGGGACCCCUCAGUUCCUAAUCUUGAAAAAUAACAGAGUGGGGAGAGUCACUUCGCCGUCAUCAUAUUGCAUUAUUUAAGCUUGAAUCUGAUGUAAAUGUCAGUGGGCCGAGUACAGUCCCGAGGGGGGUAUUCAGCUCCAGGAACAGUCUGCUUAGCAUCCGUUUUGUUGGUUGGGUCAUUUUUAUCUUUCAUACAAUCCAUUUUUUUUUUUUUUUUUUAUUCCUGAUGUGUAAAAAGCAAGUUAGCAAAAAGGGUAUCGGGAAAUUAUUCACAGGGCUUCACUUUUUGCACACUGUUGUCAUUACUGCGUUAUUCCAUAAUGGAAUACUUUUUCUUUGUUGUCUACCCACAAAACCACAUUUAAUAUUCAUACUCAAUUUCUGUUGGUGUACCUUUGGUAGAAAUUACAGUUUAAAGUUGUUUUUUUUUUAUAUGUCUCAAGCUUGACACCUAUUUUUGGAUAAUUUGGCCUUUCAAUCAUAAACAUAUUAAGAAGUAAAAAAAAGAAAAAAGUUGACGCAUUGUGAAUAUUUUCCAGAUGCUUGGUAAGUAAAUGAAGGAUGGCGUGUAAAUAUGAUGUAAAGUAUUUCAAAUACAUGAACUGUGCUCUGAAGUGUUUCAGAUAAACUGCCUGACGUUCUGUUUUUUUUAUCUGCGUCGUCCUCGCGUCGUUGUCACACAGUGAAUAUUUUAUAUUAUUUCAUUUUUGGGACGCAAAUUCUGAGGCAACAGGGUUCAAAUACUCCAUUAAGUGUGAAGUUUAUUAAUAAUCUUAUGAGCUUUCGUAGAGUGCUUACCCAUUGUUAUUUAAAACAUUUUUUAAAUAAAAAC
Molecule: messenger RNA, 3730 nt
Organism: Syngnathoides biaculeatus (alligator pipefish)
Lineage: Eukaryota; Metazoa; Chordata; Actinopteri; Syngnathiformes; Syngnathidae
Exons: 31
Coding region: 605-2917 (770 amino acids)
Source: RefSeq, a predicted model, not a curated record